GGAAGCCGGCAAUGUGCAACAUGGUCCAAGCCGGUUUCAUUGUGGUCGAUCGGUGGUCGGGUAAGUUCGAUUAUUGUUUUGGACGGCAACAGCGACAAUAAUGACAACAACAACAUUAACAACAACAACAACAAUAACAACAACAGUGACGCCGACCGUGAUAAUACUGCCCACAAUAACGACCAUAAUAGUGAUAACAUUCUGGCAACAGGAGGGCUCUAGAUAGACAGUUAUUGGGCCUUCGGUAAUGCAACGCUGCAAUUCUUGAUGAAAAUACAGUAUGUUACAUGAAAUCGGUAAAAAUCGCUUUAUUUCAGAACACCUUAAUUUAUUCGUUAGUGAUAACGACCCUUAUCAGUGAUUUUAAGCGCAUAUCCAUCUGACAAUCGGGUUUUAGUUAUGAUUGAAACUACGAUGUUCCGAUGCAUCGACGCAUUCGAUGCACUGAAUUUCAGAACGAUUUAGCUUGAAAAUACGAUGUAUUUUAGAACAUGUUUUAUCAUUUCGAUGGCAAUACGUAUCCACAGCGUUGCAUUAACGAAGGCGCAAUUCUGCUCGUCCGCCAUUUUCUAUCCAUUGUUGUUGUUGAGCAGUGGCUGUACGGCUCUAGAUACUAGAUAGUAGAUAUACUUGUACUAGGUAACACUUGUGUAUAGUGUGAUGUUUUAUAUUUUAUAGUGCAUAAAUGCAUAAUUGAAUAUUUAUAUUAAUUUACUAUAAAAUACAUACGAAUACUGGAAAAUGGGUGGUUGCUCUGCCAUAAAUUGCAGUCAUCACUCAUCAAAAGGACAUCGUGUGUAUAUAUUUCCUGCCGAUGAGACGCGGCGAAAACUAUGGCUCAUUAAUUGCAGAAGAGCAAAUUGGGUUCCAGGGAGAGGUGCUGUGUUAUGCGAGGUACAUUUUGAAGAAACCGAGUUUGAGCUACACAGAGCAGAUGGUCGAGUAAAACUUAGACCAGAUGCAGUACCAACUCUGUUUAAUGUCCCACGACCUCCUAAAAAACACAACCCAUCACCAAGAAAAUCAUUAUAUAAGCGCCUUCCAGAGAAGGAAAAAAUGAAGAGUGUUUCUUCAGAAACUAUUCGUGGUAAAAAUCUUCAACAUGAAGAUGCAGCCAAUCAGUCUUAUGAAAACCAAUUUAAUCCUGUAAAGCGGAAAUGGAAAACAUUCAUAAAUUGAUUAACACCAUGAAAGAAGAAAAUACGAAAUUGAUGGAUGUGACUUGAAAACAUUAAUUGUAAAACAUUAUUUCACUGUCCGUAAUUAUACAGUAGUAAAUUACUUACAAUCUACAAAAAAGAAAAAAACUAUUCUUGGUUCAGCUACAAAAAAGUAAU
This is a messenger RNA of Acyrthosiphon pisum (pea aphid), 1337 nucleotides long. Its product is annotated as THAP domain-containing protein 6-like. NCBI's taxonomy places the organism in Eukaryota, Metazoa, Arthropoda, Insecta, Hemiptera, Aphididae. The record is from RefSeq and is a predicted model, not a curated record. The transcript has 4 exons. Bases 742 to 1179 code for a protein of 145 amino acids.